Molecule: messenger RNA, 549 nt
Organism: Letharia columbiana
Lineage: Eukaryota; Fungi; Ascomycota; Lecanoromycetes; Lecanorales; Parmeliaceae
Exons: 1
Coding region: 1-549 (182 amino acids)
Source: RefSeq, a predicted model, not a curated record
AUGGUUCGAUCAACUUUAUCCACCCAACGGCCAGGGAGUAAGCAUUACUCUCUCUUAACCUUGAGCAGUAAAAUAAUUCUGUCUAGUUACUUGCUCCAGCACCAUAGCGGCUACUUCGUCAAUCCUAGCGCUGCUAAUUUGAGGUUGGCACUCCUGUGUGCUUCGUAUCUUACACUUCCGUGCUUCAGUCCGUAUCUGGACCUAUCCGACGUUGGAGUUUCAGUCCACAAAGGAGACUACGCUUUUCAGGAGUACGCAGCCUUGAACUGGAUUCACCAUAUCAAAUGUUUGACCGACUAUGGCGAACUAGCGACCAAUGUUGAUAUGUCAAGCCUAAAGACAGCAGUCGUCAUUUUGUUUCAGCGACAUUUCGCACAAUUUGCCAUUGGUAAUUCAGAUUCAAGCACCCAGGAUCUCGAUUUCAACAUGCACAGUAUCUCAGCAGCAUUGGACGACUGUCAAAAGUCAUACGACAUGGUAGACAACAUCUGUGUUAACGAAACCGAUUCAGGUAAAGUAAUGGCACUGAGUGCGCUAGAAUGCCGCUAA